This is a messenger RNA of Colletes gigas, 1027 nucleotides long. RefSeq names its product protein asteroid-like. The coding region runs from base 176 to 694 and encodes 172 amino acids. NCBI's taxonomy places the organism in Eukaryota, Metazoa, Arthropoda, Insecta, Hymenoptera, Colletidae. The transcript has 5 exons. The record is from RefSeq and is a predicted model, not a curated record.
UAGUCAAAGUAUAAUAUUUAACAAACUUUUGAUUCAAAUAAAAUAACGAAUGACACAAGAGAAGUUUUCAAAGAUGUUACGAGAAAGAAGAAUGUUCGUCAUGUGCAAUGCUUAUUCGAAGCUGAUAAUGCUAUAGCUACUGUAGCAAGGGUAUUGAAUUGUCCUGUAUUGAGUUAUGAUUCAGAUUUUUAUGUGUUUGGGACAUUGUACAUACCAUUUGAUACAUUGGACAAUUACACGAGGUCUAAGUCAAUCUACACUGCCAUUAGCUGCAAUAUUACUAGGCAAUGAUUAUGUAAAACAUGGUACAUUUAAAAACUUCUUUCGUUAUUUAAAGUUACGACGAAUAAGAAGAAAAAGGUAUAGUAAUCGACAGUAUUGUAUAGAAGCAACUUUACAAUGGUUGAGCAGGUUUUACACCUUGGACAGAGCAGUCAUUGGAAUACUAUGUAGAUCACCUAAAACCGAAUAUGCAGCUCGUGCCACAACACGUUCCAUAAACAGAAUUUUUAAAUUUGAUGGGGAUGUUAAUAGUCUAAUGUACAUAGAAGAAACUGAUAAAAAUGGAGACUUUGAAUCAGCCGAAGAAGAAGAAGAAGAGGAAGAAAACGAAAUGAAUUUCUUAUGGGCAAUUAUCCUGCAUAUUUCAUGGACUUGUUGGUUCGACGUUUAUAUAUUUGUCCUGUACAAAUAGAGGAUUAUUCCUAUCCAUUGAGCAAUGUAAUAAGUUUAAAAAUUAUUAGAGUUAUAUAUGCAUUUCUGUAAUCAGGAAUGAAUAGAAAGAGAGGUUUCAUGAAAUACAUGAUGAGAGACUGUAAUAAAAAGCUUAAAUGUUACGAACUAGAAGGCACUGACACUAAAUUUUCUUCCCCAUUACUGUCCCUAUCUAAUCUUAGAGAAGUACCAUUAACGAGUCCAGGAUUAAAAAAUAAUGUACAAACAUGCGUCAUUGAUUUUUCAUUACCAUUUGAAUUUAAAUUCAAGUUAUAUAGACACAAAUAUAUAAGCAAAGCCCAUAUUGAAUGAA